Volvox carteri f. nagariensis is the source of this 1530-nucleotide messenger RNA. RefSeq lists its product as uncharacterized. The coding region runs from base 1 to 1530 and encodes 509 amino acids. Gene Ontology annotation, molecular function: DNA binding; hydrolase activity; ATP binding. Lineage: Eukaryota; Viridiplantae; Chlorophyta; Chlorophyceae; Chlamydomonadales; Volvocaceae. Gene Ontology annotation, biological process: recombinational repair. The record is from RefSeq and is a predicted model, not a curated record. Gene Ontology annotation, cellular component: nucleus. The transcript is spliced from 10 exons.
AUGAAAGAUCUCGUUUUCAUGCCAUCAGGAGAAAGCAGCGUGCAAUCCGGCAUUUCUUGCGGCUUCAGGCACCUUCGGCGAAACAACGCGGUGGACUUCGCCGAUCUGAUAUGUUUGCCCGUACGACUUCUCCGCGUUGACCAGCAGUUACGAAACUCGUGGCGGGCGUCGUUUGACCACAUCAUCGUGGACGAGUUCCAGGAUGCGGACCCAGCACAAUAUCAGUUUGUACGACUGCUGUUAGCCAGGUCCUCGAGCCUCUUCGUCGUCGGAGAUCCCUCCCAGGCCAUUUACGGCUGGCGGGGUGCUGAGGUCAACAACAUGCGGAAGCAUCUCGUUCAGGAUUUUCCCCGCAUUGCGACCUUCCACUUACCCGUGAACUACAGGUCUGUGCCGGAAAUUAUCGAGCUCGCGGAUGCCAUAAGAAAUUGCGGCGGGGAUAAGGACGAGCUGUACAAGGCGCAGGUGGCGGCAAGGCGGCCGGUGGCGGCGGCGGCGGCGGCUGCUCAGCGACCCAAGUGGGCGCGCGGCGACUUCCCCGUCAAACUCUCAAUGUACAUGUCACCCGAGCUAGAGGCUGAGGAGAUCGCGAAACAAAUCUCCAAUUGUGUACGAGCAGGCCAGCGCAGCGGUGGCGACGGUAACGAGCUAGGCGACAUCGCGGUACUGUACCGCCGGCGGAGCCAGUCGAGGCCGUUCGAGGAAGAGUUGACAAGGCGGGGCGUAAAGUACACAGUGGUGGGCGGACAACCAUUUUGGGAGUACAAGGAGAUCGCAGACGCCGUGGCGUAUUUGCACCUCAUCCUGGCGCCCACGCAAAGUGACGUGUUUCUGGAGCGAGUCAUAAACACCCCCAAAAGAGGCCUGGGACCCCGUACCGUUAAACAGUUGCAACUUGCGGCACGGACCAGCGGGAUGACCCUGGGCGAGCUGCUGUUCGGCGGCAGCAGCAGCGGUAGCAGUGGCAACGGCGGCGGCAGCGGGAGCAGUGUUGAGGCGGACUUUGCUAAAGGUGUUGACCCAGCAGACGUUCCUUCUGGCAGCGCCGCCUUGCUGGCAACAGUCAAACUGACAAAAACGGCACGCAAGGGCAUUCAGGAUCUCCGCGAUCUAGUGUAUAAGCUUCGCGCCUUGGCGGCUGACGACGCUUCUGUGGACCGCUUGGUGGAUAAGGCCCUGGAGCUGUCCGGCUACCGCGCGAUGCUGCUGGCGAAGCAGCACUUGGUUGACGUGAGAGAGGUUGAUGGCAGCGACGAGGAAAAGACGACGAAGAAAAUGGAGGAGGACGCAGAGGAGGCGGAGGAUCGGUUGGAGCGGUUGCAGAUGCUUAUUGACUUGGCUGCUCGCCCAGAAGUCUGGCGGUAUACAGCCGUGGAUUACGAAGAUGAAGAUGAAGAUGAAGGGCGGGAGGGGGAAUUUCUGGGCGACAGGGAAGAGGGGCGCUUGCAGCAGGUGGUGGUGCAGACGGUGCAGGACAGCGAAGCGCGAGAGGGCAGCGGCGGCAGCAAUCCUCUCUCGGAACGGGGCUGA